AUGGUAAUGGACAACGUAAGAAAAGUAAGAAAGGACCUGAUAAUCCUCCUGCAGGUCAAUAUACACCACCACCACCACCUAUUACCACAACUUCUCCACCAGAUACUGCAAAUUUUCCUCCUCCUCCUCGUCAACUAUUUCACUACCAAAUGCAUUUUUAUGCCGCUACCAUCUGACCAGUUCCACAUCACUUUUCCUCAUAAUAGUCUGCAUAGUAGCUCUUUAUUUGUGCCUUCUACAUCAUCCACACUUAGCCUUUCUGUAUUGAGAAUUAAAGGUCCUAGCACAUCAUCUCCCUUUAUUAAUAGUGCUACAGCGUCUAAUGCUACAGCAGCUGCCUCCCAGAAUCUGAAAUUUAAAGAGGUAUUAGAAUAUGACAAUUUUGGGAGGCUAAUUAUUGUCACUGGUGGUGAUGGCCUUGUAGUACUUUUAACACAUGUGGAUUAUUGUGAUGUCUACAAGUUAGAUGCCCUUCGAGCUAAGGCGAAGUGUGCUUCGAAGUCUUGUCGUGAAAAUAAAAUAGAUGUCAUUUUCCAAUUGAAAGCAUCUCUACGGAUCAAAGAACACUUGUAUGAGGCCCGGAAGAAAAUGAGAAGACCUGAUUGGAUUGCGAAGAAAGUUUGGGUAAUGUUCUUGGAAAUAUGAGACAUUCCUAAUAUAAAGGGAAGCGUGAACGGGCAAAGGCAAAUCGAGCCUCUAAAAUGGGUGGCUCGUUGCACACCGGAGGUUCGAUGAGUUUUGUUAUCCACCGAUGAAGAUUGGAAAUCAUUUUUUUUCCACAAGAUGGGGGAAAAGAUGUACCUCUUAGAUCUUCGAAGAGACGCAUAAGAAGAAAAAGAAGGAUGGUACAAGAGAAGAUUGGAUCGAAACGCGUGCUAAGAAUACAUUGAUUUCAAUGAGGCAAGGAAGAUUGACGUCAAACCCAACCUACUUCAGAGGAUGGUAUCGUGGUCCAACCAUCACUUGCAGAUAUGACUAAAAUAUGAACAGUUGUGGUUGGUGGUCCAAAUAAAGGUAGAACCUAUGGGCUUGGAGUUCACCAAUCCUCAAAUAGUCCUUCCCCAUUGUUUCCUAGCUCCUUUUCUACUUCACAAAAUAUGAAAGAAAUAGAAGCGAUGACAAAGCAAAUUAAAGAUUUGACGCAACAAUGUGCAGUUAAUAAUGCUAAGUUUGUCAAAUUUGCUAAAUUUAAGGAGUUAGUCAAGAAGCACGUGCCUCAAGUAUUUGAUGAUGAGGAAGAUAGUGAAUUUGAAGAUAAUUAGAUUGUAGCUGUUGUUGGUAUAGUGAAUUUGAUGAUAAUUAGAUUGUAGUUGUUGGUUCUUGUUUUUGAUUGUGACGUUUAAACUUACAGUUCUCUUGGGAUGUUUAAACUAUUCGACUCGAUAUUUGUUUUGGAUUGUGACAUUUGGUCCUAAACUUGUUUUAGAAUGUUUAAACUAUUUGACUUGAUGUCUGUUUUGGAUGUUUCAAAGUGGUUGAAUUUUUUUA
Messenger RNA from Capsicum annuum, 1488 nucleotides. RefSeq lists its product as uncharacterized. The transcript is spliced from 5 exons. The coding region runs from base 1 to 645 and encodes 214 amino acids. NCBI's taxonomy places the organism in Eukaryota, Viridiplantae, Streptophyta, Magnoliopsida, Solanales, Solanaceae. The record is from RefSeq and is a predicted model, not a curated record.